Molecule: messenger RNA, 1356 nt
Organism: Rhinichthys klamathensis goyatoka
Lineage: Eukaryota; Metazoa; Chordata; Actinopteri; Cypriniformes; Leuciscidae
Product: deleted in malignant brain tumors 1 protein
Exons: 7
Coding region: 178-1299 (373 amino acids)
Source: RefSeq, a predicted model, not a curated record
UCAACAUUAUAUUUUUAUUUUAUUUUAGGUGACUGGCCGUAUUCCACCGAAGGUUCUCCGGGUAUCUGUCUGGGUUUUUUUCUAGAUAAUUUUAUGUUUUAAUUUGUGACUGUCCUUUUAUUCUCUUGUUUUCCAUGUUUAUGUUCAGAACCAUGUGGUGGCAAUCUGACAGACUGGAUGGGUGAAUUUUUUAGCCCCCGAUACCCUAAUAAUUACUCUAAUAAUGUACAAUGCACGUGGACCAUUCAUAGCACAGGGAACAGGACAGUGGGAUUGACCUUUGCCGAUGUUGAUUUGGAAACAUGCUGUGAUUACAUCAGAGUAUAUGAUGGUCCUUCUACCCUCCAACCCUUACUGGGAGAAAUACGAGAGUACAGGAACAAAUCAAGCACCUUCAAAUCAAGCAACGAUGAUCUGACUGUGAUUUUCUACAGUGAUGCAAGUGUACCAAGUAGAGGAUUUCAUGCAAACUGGGUAUUUUUGGGUGAAGAAUCAUGUGGUGGCAAUCUGACAGAUUCGAUGGGUGAAUUUUUCAGCCCCCGGUACCCCAAUAACUACAUUAAUAAUGCAUUAUGCACGUGGACCAUUCAUAGCACCAGGAACAGGACCGUGUCAUUGACCUUCACCGAUGUUGCUUUAGAGAAGUGCUGUGAUUACAUCAAAGUGUAUGAUGGUCCUUCUACCCUCCACGCCUUACUGGGAGAAAUACGAGAGUACAGGAACCAGUCUUUCAAAUCAAGCUACAAUGAUCUGACUGUGCUUUUCUACAGUGAUCACAGUAUAACAAGUAGAGGAUUUCAUGCAAACUGGGUCUUUGUAGAAUCGUGUGGUGGCAAUCUGACAGAUUCGAUGGGUGAAUUGUUCAGCCCCCGGUACCCCAAUAACUACCCUGAUUAUUCACAAUGCACGUGGACCAUUCAUAGCACAGGGAACAGGACCGUGUCACUGACCUUCACCGAUGUUGAUUUAGAAAAGUGCUGUGAUUACAUCAGAGUAUAUGAUGGUCCUUCUACCCUCCACCCUUUACUGGACGAAAUACGAGAGUACAGGAACCAGUCUUUCAAAUCAAGCAUCAAUGAUCUGACUGUGCUUUUCUACAGUGAUGCAAGUGUAACAAAUAGAGGAUUUCAUGCAAACUGGGUCUUUUUAGAAUCAUGUGGUGGCAAUCUGACAGAUUGGAUGGGUGAAUUUUUCAGCCCCCGAUACCCUAAUAACUACAUUAAUAAUGCACUAUGCACGUGGACCAUUCAUAGCACCAGGAACAGGACCGUGUCAUUGACCUUCACCGAUGUUGCGUAGGACACUAUUUGAUUUUCUUAAUUUUGGAACUGAGAAUACUAAAAAUGUGUAACUUUC